CUCAAAGUCAAGCUGAAGAGAAAUGCAGAAAGACUGAGGGAAACAAGGAGGAGAGUUUGAUGCCAGCAUGAGUCGGUAACACAACAGUUCAGCGAUGGAAGUCAUCUAUAGAUACACAUAAGGAGGCAUAUACGUGGACUGAUUAUCGAUUAGUGAUCGGAUGUCAGCCGCGAGAGUAAGAGAAGAAAGAAGAAAAGGAGGAGAAACAUGAACCGACAGCACCAGUCUCAGGGAGUGGUUUUAACGGGUUACCACAGCAACACGGAACUGUUGCCGCAAACGGAACUUUGCGCGUCCAGCUGUCCGCCUGUCCCGAACCAAGAUCCCGCCGCUCCCAGCCGCAGAACAGGUCAUUACACUGUUCAACAAAACCUGAACACACAACAUGGAGAUAAAUAUGGACCUUCCUCGGUCACCAGUAAUGCAAAAACAAACGGCAGUGAUCAAUCUUCGCUCUCAAAUCCAAGCUCCGCCACUUUCCCCAGGUCCCAGCCUUCCUCCAGCCCCAAGCUAGAUUCCAGUCCCAAUACUAGGUCCAAACCACGCCCGUCAUGUCAGCGCAGCAGCUCUCAGGAUUCCUUGGAUGAGCUGGAGAUGGAUGACUACUGGAAGGAGGUGGAAAAUAUCACCAGCUCGGGAGGAGCAGGGAGAGGAGAAGGAGAAGCUCAAGAAGAGGAGCACCAGAAAAUUCAUGAAGAAGGCGAACAGGAGGAGGCAUGGCUAACGGAGGCGGGGCUAGUACGGCUGUUUGACGACUCAUUGGCUGCUGAUGAGCAGGAGCAGGAAGAGGACAGCGCAGUGUUCCUGUCCACCCUCACCAGAACACAGGCUGCGGCUGUAGAGCGUCGCGUCACAUCAUUCCAGCAAACGUUGCGGCGACGCAACCGGCAACACCUUCCUGACGUUCGGGACAUAUUUGGACCUCCUGAGAAGGAUGAAGGGCCUCACAAACUCAAAGGGGGAACUGAGAGUAGACAAAAAGAUGCAUCAACAGGCGAAAUGGACACAGAACUGAACGUUGAAGUGGCGUUUUCAGAGCAGGCACUCUCUUACUGGGACAACCAUCAAAGAUUAAAGGUCACCACCAGCCUCAAUUCACCUGACGACAAACUCCCUAACUUCAAGCUGCUUCGAGAUAAAACAGGUCAGACCAAAAUAGGAGAUUUGUCACCUUUGGAUAUGAAAAAGGUGCGUAGAUUGGUGCUUGUGGAGAUGACCGCUCUGUUUGACACCGCCGGUGUCGACCUCAAGGCGCAUAAAGCUGUCAAAGUAAAGACUAAAGAAAGUGGCCUGUUUGGAGUUCCUCUUCCCACAUUAUUGGAUCAAGACCAGAGACGGGAUCCUGGGGCCAAAGUGCCAUUCAUACUGCAAAGGCUCGUUAGUCAUAUCGAGGAGGAAGGAUUAGAUACCGAGGGGUUGCUACGGAUCCCUGGAGCAGCCACAAGAGUCAAGUCACUGUGUCAGGAGCUAGAGACCUCUUUCUAUGGUGGUACAUUUCCAUGGGAACAGCUGAAGCAGCAUGAUGCCGCCAGCCUUUUGAAGCUGUUUAUCAGGGAGCUGCCUCAUCCACUGCUGACUGUGGAGUACCUCAAUGCAUUUAUUGCAGUCAACAAGCUCCCCACAAAGAAGCAGCAGCUACAAGCUUUGAACCUGUUGGUCCUUUUGUUGCCUGAGGCCAAUCGGGAUACUUUGAAGGCAUUGGUGGAGUUUUUCCAGCGUGUGAUUGACCAUCAGGACAAAAAUAAGAUGACUCUGAACAACGUCUCUGUUGUCAUGGCACCCAACAUCUUCGUGUUCAAAGGUUUUCGGUUCAAGGUUACGGAGCAACAGGAGUUCUCCAUGGCAACCAGUACAGCCAGCAUCGUCCGGCUACUGAUAAGAUAUCAGAAACUCCUGUGGACGAUCCCAAAGUUCAUUUUGACCCAGGUCAGACAACAAAACAUGGAGAGUCAGCGGAAACAAAAUAAAGAGAGAGCUGUACGGAAGCUGCUGAAGAAGAUUACCACUGACAAACCGACUGAUAAACCUAUCUCUGAGGAGAAUUCUCAUGGAUUUAUUCGUGUCCAAGCGCCACAGUUCAGUAAAGUUUCCAUGGCAGUUCAGCUUACUGAGGAGCUGCAAGCUACUGAUGUAUUAACACGCUUCCUCACCCAAGACAGUUCAGUGACACUGAAGAAGGAGGAUUUGUGUCUUUAUGAGAUUGGUGGAAACAUUAAGGAGCGGUGUUUAGAUGAGGAGACAUACAUGAAGGACCUCGUCCAGCUCAACCCUACAGCAGAGUGGGUGAUCAGAGCCAUUCAGCAUUAAUCAGCCACCACCACCUGCUGGAACUUACAUGGCUGUAAAUUUCCAUCACUGCGUCCUGCUGAGACAACACAUUAGCUGGUUCUCUGUGGUCUCUGCUGGAUCUGGAUGCAUUUUGAACUGUUUCGUGUGUGGCACGCAUAUGAAAUCCUGAAAUCUAUCAGAAAUAAGAAGCUAUAAAAACGUACUGAAAUAUGAGACAAGAUAUUUCUGUUUAGUGUGUUGCAUCACCAAAAUAAGAUGAGGUUAUAAGCAGAAUUAGAGGUUUUGUGCAAAAAAGCAACCUAAUAUAAACUUUGUGUACUUUGCCCCAAUCUGCCCUCAGCUGCUUAAUUUAAGAGUUUUAAGCAUCAACCAUUUACCUAAAGAAUAGUACAGUAAAAUUGUUCAGGUGAAAGAAAACCACUUUUUUAAGACUUUUUUUUUUCUUUUACAUCUGUGCACUGGUAGAAAACUCUUUGUUUUAGUACUGUGAUUUAUUGCAUCUAACCACUUUAAUGUAUCUGCAAUUAGAUGGAAGUAUGUGUUGGCUAAUAAAAUAUGAUGAAUAUUAAAUAAAAAAAAUCAUUUAAAUAUAAAUCUAUUUAUAUAUAUUUUAAAACCUAUAAAAGACCUAUAAAUUAAAUUUAUGCCCCCAUUACUAAAUCUUGUUAUAUCCAAGCACUUUUCCAGGAAGCUUCGGAAGAAAUGUACAUUAUUAAUAAUAAGAGCAAUUAUUAAAGAAACAAUGAAAAUAGUUCUUCUGGGUUUUUGUGAUCACACUGUUGCUGACUAGCUCAGGGCAAGUGAUGAUGAUGUGAGUGUUUUUAGGGUAUGGUCAUAAUCUAUACAUAAGAUAAUAAUUAAAUAAUUAAACAAUGGAUGUUUGAGUGUGAUAAUACAGAUGUUAACUAACAAUACAUUUUUUAAUAAAACAAAUGCAGUGGUAGCAUGUGCACAGGUUUACCUUGAACAAAUCAAGUACCAAAGAUUCGUUGGACUCUAAAGUAUGUUAAAGAAAUACACUUAUAAAUAACUAAAGAAAUUGCUUUAAGAAAUUAUACAUUUGCACAUAACAGGUUUUAAAUCCUAAGUCAUUAGUUUGUUUUUUUCUGACUCAGAAACUGGACAUCUGCUGAUGGUAUAAUGGCAACCAGGAGCAUAAAAUUUCCAUUUUACCCUUUUUUGGCACCUAUCUGUACUUUCAACAACAGCCCAAUCAGAUUCUUUGUGGUUUCUCACAGCCUCAACAGCCUGUCUGAGAUGGUAUUUGCACUUCACUUAUUUUCAUUCUGUUGAACAGCUCUGAGGUGUUAACACCAACAAAAUGUUGAAUUAUUUUUUAAUAUUCAAAUUAUUUUUAACAGACACCAUCUAUUUCUGGCCUGUCUUGUUUUAAUGUUCUUUACUGUGAUUUUUGCAGAUAAUGAUGUCUUUAUGUAGCUGCCUGUUAAAUGACCACUGAAACUGUCUGUAAAUAAACAUGCGGUUGUUAAUUACCA
Melanotaenia boesemani (Boeseman's rainbowfish) is the source of this 3785-nucleotide messenger RNA. RefSeq names its product Rho GTPase activating protein 18 (gene arhgap18). NCBI's taxonomy places the organism in Eukaryota, Metazoa, Chordata, Actinopteri, Atheriniformes, Melanotaeniidae. Gene Ontology annotation, molecular function: GTPase activator activity. The transcript has 18 exons. The record is from RefSeq and is a predicted model, not a curated record. Gene Ontology annotation, cellular component: cytoplasm. The coding region runs from base 208 to 2307 and encodes 699 amino acids. Gene Ontology annotation, biological process: regulation of actin filament polymerization; regulation of small GTPase mediated signal transduction; signal transduction.